Cydia strobilella is the source of this 2322-nucleotide messenger RNA. Its product is annotated as arylsulfatase I. Lineage: Eukaryota; Metazoa; Arthropoda; Insecta; Lepidoptera; Tortricidae. The transcript has 12 exons. Bases 49 to 1647 code for a protein of 532 amino acids. The record is from RefSeq and is a predicted model, not a curated record.
CUAUAAGGUGUCUAUUACUGUGGGUUAGUGUUUUUGCGACUGGCAGCCAUGUUGCUCGUAUUGCUUGCGCUGUGCGCGUACGUCGACGCCCGACCGCACAUCGUGAUUAUCGUGGCCGAUGAUCUUGGCUGGAAUGACGUGGGCUUCCACGGCUCCAACCAGGUGCCAACGCCGAGCCUGGACGCCCUGGCCUACUCCGGGCUGCUGCUGCACAACUACUACGUGUCGCCCAUAUGUACGCCGUCGCGGGCUGCGCUCAUGACCGGGAAAUAUCCCAUACACACCGGCAUGCAGCACGGCGUGAUAUACGGCAUGGAGCCGCGAGGGCUUCCUCUGUCGGAAACAUUGCUGCCCCAACACCUGCAGAAGCUGGGAUAUCGCACGCACCUCGUCGGCAAGUGGCAUCUCGGGCAUUACAAGAAGGAAUACCUGGCUUUGAAUAGAGGGUUCGAGAGCCACACCGGGUUCUGGACCGGCAAGAUCGAUCUGUACGACCAUACAUCGAUGGAGCACGACACGUGGGGCACCGACUUCAGACGCGGCAUGCAAGUGGCACACGAUUUGUUUGGAAAAUAUGCGACAGACGUGUACACGGACGAAGCCAUCAAGGUGAUCACAGCGCAUAACAAAAGCGAACCGCUGUUCCUAAUGGUGGCGCACUCUGCUGUGCACAGCGGGAACCCCAAUGAGUUUCUUCGGGCGCCCGACAGCGAGAUCGACAGGUUUAAGCACAUCGAGAAUUACCAGAGGAGAAAGUUUGCCGCUGUACUAUCAAAGCUAGAUCAGUCUGUAGGCAAAGUGGUGGAGUCCCUUCACGGGGCGGGCCUGCUGAACGACACGAUCAUCUUGUUCACUACCGACAACGGCGGGCCGGCGGCAGGCUUCAAUGACAACGCUGCCUCCAACUACCCUCUGCGGGGGGUGAAAGCCACGCUAUGGGAAGGCGGCGUGCGUGGCGCCGGGCUGCUAUGGAGCCCCUUACUGCAGGCGCGGGCCCGCGUGGCGAGCCAGCUGGUGCACAUUGCUGAUUGGCUGCCUUCACUCAUCAGCGCUGCCGGUGGCGAUGCUAGCUUAUUGGAGAACAUCGACGGACUAGAUUUGUGGCAGGAGUUGUCCAAGGACCAGCCGUCUAAGAGGUCCUUCGUAGUCCACAACAUCGAUAACGAACACGGAAGCGCCAUCACUAUGGAUAAUUGGAAACUACAUACAGGGACAUCUUACAACGGUGCAUGGGACUCGUGGUACGGGCCGGCCGGCCGGAACGGCUCAUACGACCUAGACGCGGUUUACGGGGGGAUAGUCGGCACUAUCCUCGGCAAGAUGGGCCUCAUGCCGACGAGAGAAAAAGCUGGUCUACUUAGGAAAGGUGCCACUGUCCAAUGUAGCAGCGAUCCAAUGGUGGUGUGUAAACCGCUGCAGAAUCCAUGCCUCUUCAACAUACGAGAUGAUCCUUGCGAACGGGUCAACUUGGCCAGCAAAAAUCCACAAAUCGUUCAAAGACUUCUAGAGGAACUUCGCACCUUGAAUCAGUCUGUCGUGCCCCCGAACAAUAAGCCGGACGACCCUCGCGGUGACCCCAAGUUCUGGGGGCGAGUCUUUACUAACUUCGGAGACUACGAGAUAGGCAACGGUUCCCAGUGUUCAUGAAACUGUCUUCUGUUUCCCAUGCCGCUUGGCCGCUUUUAUACUUUAUCAGGUCGUUCACGGUAACGACACGACACGUCAACCGAAACCGAAACUUCGAUCGAAGACCACUGAAAAUACAGUUUCGGCGCGGUCAAAUGGUCCGGCAGUUUUUUUGCCGAAGGCCAAAGCCGAAUCGUAGGCCGUAACAUGAUUUUUAUGCCGAAACCUGCCGAAACUUCGGUAGGGCACUAGUCUAGAUUGUAUGUAAUCGCUUUUAUAUUGUCGUUGACGGUGACGGUAAAUCGUCGAAGAUAGUAAAACCGUCUGCUUAUAAUCUCAUAUAUUUAGAUCCCCUGCUGUGUCGUGACGAUAAGUCGUGUCGUGUCGUUAUAUGUAUACCGUGGGUGGACAACCACGAUGAAAUAUAAAAGGGCCUUAUAUUAGGUAUGUAAAAAUUUGAAAACAAAUUAAAGACUCAAGUUAAAUGAUCAUCAUCCAUACGUUUUUGGUAUGGCAGCGAAAUACUAAAAAGCUCCACACGUGCGCUGAAUGUCGGCCUAACAGUCGAUCGUAGCCAUCAUAAAUAAAUAAAUAAAUAUUAUAGGACAUUUUUACACAAAUUGGCUAAGCCCCACGGAAAGCUCAAGAAGGCUUGUGUUGUGGGUACCUACUCAGACAACGAUAUAUAUAAUAUAU